GCCGGCGCUGCGCGGGGAGGGAGAGCUGGGCAGCGCGCUGCAGGAGAGCGAUCCAGAUCCCUCGUUGCUCGCCGGUUUUGGCCGAGACCCCCUAAGUUCAUGUUGGAACCACUGAGAGAAUAUGUCAAGUGUGUGUUUCACAGCGGGCCCUUGGUGUUGGCUAAAUUUGUGGUUUUAAGAAAUCCUGAGAACCGGAGGGCAGUCCUGGGAGAAGCCCUUCCCGGGGGCACUCGGAACCUUCUGGUCCAGAGGAGAAGGCGUUCCCCUCACCUGGACUUAUGACCCGAGGCUUCGCUCCCAGUCUGCCCACUGAAUUCCACAAGAUGGGCUCCUUCCGCAGGCCCAGGCCGCGUUUCAUGAGCUCCCCAGUGCUCAGCGAUCUGCCCCGGUUCCAAGCAGCCCGGCAGGCUCUGCAGCUCAGCUCCAACUCGGCCUGGAACAGCGUUCAGACUGCCGUGAUCAAUGUCUUCAAAGGAGGUGGCUUGCAAAGCAACGAGCUCUAUGCACUGAAUGAAAACAUCAGGAGGCUGCUGAAGAGUGAACUUGGAUCAUUCAUUACGGACUAUUUCCAGAACCAGCUUCUUGCAAAAGGCCUGUUGUUCGUGGAGGAGAAGAUUAAGCUGUGUGAAGGUGAAAAUCGCAUUGAGGCUCUGGCUGAAAUGUGGGACCACUUCUUCACUGAGACUCUCCCCACCCUGCAGGCAAUAUUUUAUCCAGUUCAGGGCCAGGAGCUGACCAUCCGUCAAAUCUCCCUGCUGGGCUUCCGUGACCUGGUGCUGCUGAAGGUGAAGCUGGGGGAUGUGCUGCUGCUGGCCCGGUCCCCACCACCCCCGUCCAUCGUCCAGAUGCUGCUCAUCCUACAGAGUGUCCAUGAGCCCACGGGCCCCAGUGAGGGUUAUUUGCAGCUGGAGGAACUGGUGAAGCAAGUGGUGUCUCCCUUCCUGGGCAUCAGUGAGGACCGCGGUGUCUCGGGUCCCACGUACAUGGCGGCCAGACGCCACUCCAGGGUCCGGCCCAAGGUCGCGGUCCUGAGCUACGCCUGCCCGACGACUGCCCUCAGCCGGCCCCUGAAUGAGACAGCCCUGACCCCGCUGACGGAGCAGGAGGGGGAGGCCUAUCUGGAGAAGUGCGGCAGUGUGCGGCGGCACACGGUGGCCAACGCCCACUCGGACAUCCAGCUGCUGGCAAUGGCCACCAUGAUGCACUCGGGCCUGGGUGAAGAGCCUGGCGGGGAGGACCAGUGCCUGCUCCUGCCGGCCAGCUUCUCGCCCCCGCACCGACAGUGCUCCAGCGAGCCCAACAUCACCGACAGCCCCGAUGGCCUGGAGCAGGGGACCGCGGGCAGCCAGGAGGACUCCGAGCUGAACUGUGCUUCCCUCGGUUGAACGCCCAGCCCCAGGACUUCCCAGCUCCGGCCUGCCACUGGCAUGAGAACGGCUCCAUCCCUGGGGUCAGUGGGGAGGGGGCUCACCAAGGGGCUCCUCCUGGAGGCUGAGUCCAAGUGCCCCGGUCGUGAACCUCUCCAUGUUCAUGACUGUGACCCCCUCUCUGCAGCCACACAGACCCAACUGCCUGAUGCUUUCUUUCUGCUUGCUUGACUCCGGAUACUCCUCUCUGGGCUCUUCCACCAGAUUAGUGCUGUCGGCUGCUCCCGACCAUAUCGCCCAGGGCCCCUGGCAUCAUGACAGCAGGAGGUCGGAUGAGCCGCCCACGAAGCUGGCAAGGGUGCACUGGCCUCCGGAGCUCCCGUGUAGGGGCUUGUGAUGCGGGGCUCCUAGAGCGGUACCUCUCCUCCCCUGUUCUGCACGGAGCGAGAGCAGGCAACAGCUCCUGCCAAACAGGACGCUGGGAACGCGCCUUCCUUAUUACGCUUUUGGAAUUCCUGGGAAGAGUUGACCCCGGUGGGUGAGGGUCCUUCUCACUUGUAUCCAGAUGCUACAUGCCGCCUUUGGCUUUUGGUCCCAGGGGGCCACACGGCUGGAGAAACCCCCUCUUUGACAAAGCCUCAGCGCUCCCCUCUCCAGCCUCCUCCCAAGCACAAAGAACUAACCUCCCUGGUGGAGUAGCUGGUGCCUUUGUUCCUCUCUCAUUUCAGAAACUGACCAUUUUCCUGCUGUGGGGUGUGGGGCCAGUGGAUGCCAACCAAGUAGUCUGUUCCUGGAUUUGACUUGAAAUUUUUAAAUGUGCAUUGUUU
Enhydra lutris kenyoni (northern sea otter) is the source of this 2194-nucleotide messenger RNA. Its product is annotated as proline rich 5 like. Gene Ontology annotation, biological process: TORC2 signaling. The transcript is spliced from 10 exons. The record is from RefSeq and is a predicted model, not a curated record. Gene Ontology annotation, cellular component: TORC2 complex. NCBI's taxonomy places the organism in Eukaryota, Metazoa, Chordata, Mammalia, Carnivora, Mustelidae. The coding region runs from base 279 to 1385 and encodes 368 amino acids.